This is a messenger RNA of Physcomitrium patens, 1778 nucleotides long. RefSeq lists its product as uncharacterized. The record is from RefSeq and is a predicted model, not a curated record. NCBI's taxonomy places the organism in Eukaryota, Viridiplantae, Streptophyta, Bryopsida, Funariales, Funariaceae.
UAAUCCACAUUUGCUAUUCUAGCACAUAACGACACAGAGCCUCUUGGUCUACUCAAGGGACAGAAAGCUGCGGCCGUCGGUUAGAGGAACUGCGUUAGGGAAAAACAGAGAUGUACGCAGGAGAAAGCUGAAUGUUAACCAGUUUUAACUGCUACUCUUCGUCUCCUUCCUUUUCCGCGGCGAGCUUCCUCGUCACGCGACUUGUAAUCCUGCGGUCUCGGUUAUAUUUUGCCGUCCAUGUUGGUUCGAGAUCCAUCAUUAGCUUAACCCUUGAUGGAUACAAAUACUACUUGCAGCAUAAUUGAUGCUGCGUCGAGAAUGGAGGCACUUGGAGGAUUGUUCGGGGCCUUCAACUUCAUCCGGGUUGGCCUACCAAUGUGGAUGUGUGCAUGACUGAUGAGAACUUUCGCGUGCUGAGUGUGGCCACAUGAAUCAAACCGUUUCACAACUUGUGAUGAGCUGACAUGGUCGGAAGCGGACGUGAACGUCGGCGCUUGUUCAUGUAUUAAAAGAUUUGAAGACUUCUUUGAUCGGUGAAAUACAUCCUGAUUCCGGGAUGGCAGGGAUGUCUGGAUCCAGUCCGUAUGCCGUGCUCGGCACACGGGAGUUUUCUCGGGUACGCAAGUUUGACAUGGAAGAAAGGAGGAGGAGGAUACUUGGAAACUCUAAGUAUGACAUUGCGGUGGACAAGGAGGCUCUGGAUAAGCAAGUGAAAGACGAAAUUGAGUACCGAACCAAACAAGAGAAAGCGAAGGAACAGUUCGAGAAAUGGGAGAUUAAAAAAAUCGAGUCUAUGAAGAAAGCUGAAGAAGUUCUCGAAGCGGAAAAGAAGAUUUGCAAUCAGGAGUAUGAGCAGUACUGGCAAGAGCAGCGGAAGUGCAGGGUACAAAGAGAAGUGGACGAGAAAAUGCACCUCCUCUCUGUGAAUGAUAGGAUCGGACCUUUCGACAAGCUUCGCUAUGACGAUCAAGAAUUCGAACCGCAGAAGAGCACAGCAAUCCAGUUGUCUGUGAAUCACACACGGUUAUGGCAAGAACAACAAGCUAUGGAGAAGAAACAACAGGAGUCGAAAGAGAGAAUUGACUGGAUUCAAAAGGACAUUCAGAAUCGAAAACAGUUGCGUCUUAUGGAAGAAAAUAUCAAAGGGCAACUCUUUGAACGGGAUAAAAAGAUCGAAAGAGAGAUGGUGGUGAGGAGCCAAGAAAAGCACAAAGAAGCUCAACUUGAGCACUUAAAGAACCACAUGUACCAGAUUUCACCCGAAUACUUCGACCAGUUCCAAACAACUGCACGCUGAGGCCACACAACAGGCUCAUAUGAACUGGACAUCGGUGUCAAUUUCUGUUCAGCUAAUUACAAUUUAAAUAAAGAUCACGAAUACCGUUACUGGAUCUUUUUUACCUGCAUCAGACAGAAAAGAUUGUGUCAGACCUGAACUCUGCAGAUCUUAUUGCAGAAUUUUACAUAAUUUUGAGUCAUUAUCAAAACAAAUCAAAACUCAAAACAUGUAGAGACGGUCCCUUCAAUCCUGUGGCAAGACGCAGAAAACUAGCGAAACAGAAAACCUAUUUGUUUUGAUACAUGAGUGCUGCCUUUUUAUUUUUGUUCAAGGGACGUUUCACGAACGUAUCUCACUGACUGAUUUCCGAUCCGAGGGAUCCGAUUCCCAAGUCGAUCGUGUUCGACACCUCCAGGGCCACUUUUUUGACAUACAGCCGUCUUUUAAGAAUUCAGAUACACCUUCAAAUAAUAAAGGAUGCGGAAGGAAAAAUCUCAGA